UAUAACCGAAUGAUUGACGCGUCCAGGUAACGAAAGGAGCUCGAAUGCCAGUGCUAACGUGAAGUACUCCAUUUCAGAAAGACAGUAAAUGUGUUGCCAUCCAAGUAAAAGCUGCAAAGCGCCGGAGGCUCUGGGAGGCGGCAAACAAUGAGAAGUCGGAGCGGGAGACUCAGCCUGAGUUUGCGGUGCCCGGCGAGGCCAGGGGACAGUGUUGGAUGCCCUGGAGCUGGAAUUACAGACUGCUGGAUGCCACCUGUGGGUCCUGGGAAUCGGUCUGGAGUCCUCUGGAAGAGCUGCCAGUGCUUUGUGACUGCUAAGCCAUCUUUCAAGCCCCAGUAGCAAGCUCCUGAAGGGACGAUAAUUUAACUAAAGAAGCCCUCAAACCCAGGAACCUCUGCAGGGAAGUCUAAGACAUUAUCUCCUGGAGAUUAAGCACUGAAACCAGUGGCUUUGUUUCUUUUUCUGCAUUAGGGAUACAUUUUUAUUGUGGAAGAUAAAGAUGAAGGAAAAAAGAAAAGCCACCCUACGCCCAUUAUUCAGAAAUUUGUUCUAGUGACAUCAUUGAGACCCAUGAUGUGAGGAACUUUUUUUAAAGGCACAAUUUCAAUACAUCUUGCUGUUUUUUCCCAGUUGUAUAAUCAUUGCCUCUAAUUUUAGACCACGUUACCACCCCAAAAAGAAGCCCACUUGUAAUCAUUCUCAUUUUUCCUAACAUACUUCCUUCCUACUUAGCCUUAAACAAACAUUAAUCUCGCUGUCUCCUAUUUUGAACAUCUCAUACAAAUGUGAACACAAUAUUUGAUUGUUAGAUUUCUCUAACUUAGCGGUUUUAAGACUUAUUCCCGGACUUUCCAUCCCACAAUCCCUCGCGCCCUUCCUUUCCAACUUGGGGCGGGCAGUAUGGCUCCCGCAAAGAAGGGUGGCAAGAAGAAGGGCCGUUCUGCCAUCAACGAGGUGGUGACCCGAGAAUACACCAUCAACAUUCACAAGCGCAUCCAUGGAGUGGGCUUCAAGAAGCGUGCUCCUUGGGCACUCAAGGAAAUUCGGAAAUUUGCCAUGAAGGAGUUGGGGACUCCAGAUGUGCGCACAGACACCAGGCUCAAUAAAGCCAUCUGGGCCAAAGGAAUAAGGAAUGUUCCGUACCGCAUCCGAGUAUGUUUGUCUAGAAAGCAUAAUGAGGAUGAGGAUUCACCAAACAAACUCUACACACUGGUAACUUACGUGCCUGUUACCACAUUCAAAAAUCUACAGACGGUCAAUGUGGAUGAGAACUAACUGCUGAAUGUCAAAUAAAGUUACAGAACUGCCAAAAAAAAAAAAAAAA
Molecule: messenger RNA, 1324 nt
Organism: Rattus norvegicus (Norway rat)
Lineage: Eukaryota; Metazoa; Chordata; Mammalia; Rodentia; Muridae
Source: RefSeq, a predicted model, not a curated record